AAAGAUCUUUUGACAAAACAAAAUGACUUGAAGAAACAGCAGCAAGCCCAGGAUGCACUCAAUUCAAAGAUUAAAGCUAUGGAAAGCAAAUUAUUAGUUGGUGGUAAAAGCAUCGUAGACCAUACAAAUCAACAGGAAAAAGAAUUGGAAAAGAAAAGAUUGCUAUUAGCAGAGCAACAGCGUAAAGAGAGAGAAAUGGAACAAGCGUUGGAAGAGAAACAUGACAUAAAUCAAGUCCUUGUAGAUACUUACAGCUCCCUCCAACAGGAAGUUGAUAUCAAGACCAAAAAUUUAAAAAAGGUAUGUUUUCAAUAAUAAUGUCGGUGGUGGA
Molecule: messenger RNA, 331 nt
Organism: Anneissia japonica
Lineage: Eukaryota; Metazoa; Echinodermata; Crinoidea; Comatulida; Comatulidae
Product: kinesin-like protein KIF3B
Exons: 2
Coding region: 79-315 (78 amino acids)
Source: RefSeq, a predicted model, not a curated record